Delphinapterus leucas (beluga whale) is the source of this 3780-nucleotide messenger RNA. The record is from RefSeq and is a predicted model, not a curated record. NCBI's taxonomy places the organism in Eukaryota, Metazoa, Chordata, Mammalia, Artiodactyla, Monodontidae.
AUGACCCUCAGCACAUUGGGUGUUUUUAUAAUGGCCACACAAACUAGUCAUAUCUUCCAUGGUCAGGAUAAUAAGUUUCUGGAAAAUCAUUGCAUGAGGAGAAACAAUGACAGAGAUCCAAAGAAGCAAUUGAACCAGAAGAAUAUCAAUGAACGUGGCCAAAACCUAGACAAUGGACUACUGGUUACACAUAUUAACCAGACACAGGACUUGCUGAGGCUGCAGGGCGAUGAGACCCAGCUGUCUUCAGCUUGGGAGGAUUCAGAAGAUUGGCUUUUAACACACAAUUUAAAGUCUAUGAAACUCACCUUGGCUGACCUGAUAAGCCAGGGCACAGCCAUGCUGAAGGAGGGUAGCAAUGUCACGAGGAAAAUGCACAUCUCCACCCAGACCAUCCACCAAUUCGAAUCCAAGCUUUCUGAAGCUAUUGAACUCUAUCAACAGAGAAUUCAGUGGCUCACAGAAAACAGCAAGAAGGCAUUUGGCCUCAUCAAGGGGGCCAGAGUCGGCGUCCUCAUUGAUGUGUCAGCUGUCAGCAGUGGCCCUCAGAAGGAGGAGUUCCAAAGUGACCUCAUGAGCCUCAUUGAUGAGCAGCUGAGCCACAAGGAGAAGCUGUACGUCCUGUCCUUUGGUACCACCACCAGCACCUUGUGGCCCAGCCCGGUGGAAGUUGGCACCUCCAGCCUCCAGGAACUCAAGCUCUGGGUAAAGAAACUGCAGCCUGACAGAGGCAGCAAUCUGUUGCAAGCCCUGAAGAAAAUCUUCGCUCUGAAGGGGCUGAAUUCUCUGGUGAUCAUAAUGGGAAGCUGCCCAGAUCAGCCUUCUGAAAUCCUGUCCGAGUACAUCCAACAGUCCAUCAUGGGACGGGACCUCAUCACCCACAUCAUCACCUACAAAUGCGAUGAUCAGGUGCCCCCUGCUGUUCUGAAGCACCUUGCAGAAGCUCUUGGGGGCUACUACCACUGCUACAGCCCAGAGACAGAGAUCUACAGCAGCCGGGAGGUGGAUGAGCUGCUGGCAGAAAUCCAGGAGGCCCAGAGCCUCCGGGGCCAUGUGCAAGCCCUGCACCAGAGCGCCCCCUGCGAGGAGCGGACCGGCUCGAUGCACGAGAUUUCCACAGAGGUUGCAAAGAGGCCACUCACGAGUCUCUUGCCUAAACCCCCAAAGCAUGAGGAUCCCCUCACUAUUGAGUUCCCAAACUUGGACAAGACUUCUGCAGAAUGGCUAAAGACCAAUAGCCUGAAAGCCAAGAAGCUAAGCCUUUAUCAGGUUCUGGCACCCAAUGCAUUCUCUCCCGUGGAGGAAUUUGUGCCUAUUCUCCGGAAGACAGUAUCAUCAACUAUCCAUGAGAAGGCAAUGGUACAAUUUGAAUGGCAUGAUGGGACAAUGAAGAAUAUUCACGUGGACCUGCCCUUCCUGUAUGAGUACCAGAAGCAGCUCAGCAGAGCUAUGCGGAUGUAUGAGAGACGGAUCGAGUGGCUCUCCUUGGCCAGCAGAAGAAUCUGGGGCACCGUCUGCGAAAAAAGGGUGGUUAUACUGCUCGAUAUCUCUGUGACCAAUUCCAUGUACAUUAUUCAUAUCCAGCACUCCCUGAGACUUCUGCUGGAGGAGCAGCUGUCCAACAAGGACUGCUUCAACAUCAUCGCGUUUGGAAGCACCAUUGAAAGCUGGAGGCCCGAGAUGGUUGCCGCGAGCCAUAGCAACUUACAAAGCGCCUGGCGGUGGGUCCUGAGCCUGCAGUGUCAAGGCAGCAGGAACGUCCUCAGCGCCCUGCGGAAGGCUGUGGAAGUGGACUUCAAGGACAAAGACAAACAGCAAUCACAGGGCAUCUACCUCUUCACCGGGGGCAUCCCUGACCAGGACAUGGCCAUGCUCAGCGCCUACAUGGCCGAGGCCCGUGUGGGCUGUGACUUACAGCUGAACGUGUGUCUCUUCUACGUGGGCGAGUCACAGAUGGACACCACGCCACCUGCCUGCUAUGCCAGCCGCAGUGACACGGCCGCCGCCUACCGGGAGUUCACCCAGGCUGCUGGGGGCCGCUUCCACUGGUUUGGAGACACAGGUAUUUACGAAAGCGAUGAUAUCGGUGCCAUCACGUCUGAGAUGGAAAAGGCUCUCAACUACUCCCAAAAGUGUGCCUUACUCGUGUCCUCUCUGAAGAACCAGUCUGGAAAGGAACAGGAAAGUGCAGUCCUCCUGAGAGAAAAGCCGAAGAUGCUCAAGCUGAGAAGUCAGCCCGGGAAGCUCUGUCCCUCCAAGCCCACAGCACCCUCUGUGGCCAGAACGAGCAUUAAAGAUGACCCUGACAGAGAGAAGAGUCCCCCCUUGAAAGCUCUGCUAUGGAGUCCACUCAGUGGCAAAGCGGGCGUCCCCCCAGCUACAGCCCAGCCAGUGAAAGAAGGGACUGCAGAUCGGAGGAGGAAGACCAAAUCAAGGGACGCAGAGACCUCUCUCUCGCUGUUCUAUACAGAGACAGGGAAUAAUGUGGGCUUCGUGUACAGGAAGUACCCUCCAGGAAGAGGCCUAAGAAGGACUAGCUCUUCUAUUGAGUUGCCCAGAAAGGAUACAGUCUGCUCCAGCCUAGAGUGGGUAGCAAAUUAUGGACUAAAAAAACUGAAGAUGGAGAUCUCCAGAUACCUCGGUCCCAAAUGCACUCAUCAAAGGUCAACACAGACGUCGGCGUCAGCCAAAUACUGCAGUAUCUUCCCCAGCACAGAGAUCAACGGCAUGGUGAGACACAUUCAGUGUACACCCAGGGAAAUCGAAGCGUACAUCACACACCUGGAGAAGGUGAUGCGGUGCUAUGUCCAAAGGCUGCAGUGGCUGCUGUCUGGGAGCCGCCGACUCUUUGGUGCCAUUUUGGAGAGCAAAGUGUGCAUCCUGCUGGACACAUCGGGAUCCAUGGGCCCCUACCUGCAGCAGGUGAAGACAGAGCUCACUCUGCUGAUCUGGGAACAGCUGUGGAAGCACUGUGACAGUUUUAACCUGCUCAGCUUUGCAGAGGGCCUACAGCCAUGGCAGGACACUCUGGUGGGGACCACAGACGCAGCCUGUCACGAGGCUAUGCAGUGGGUGACCAACCUGCAUGCUCAGGGGAGCACCUCAGUCUUGCAAGCAUUGCUGAAAGCUUUCAGUUUUCCUGAUGUGGAAGGACUGUACCUCCUGACGGACGGGAAGCCAGACACAAGCUGCAGCCUUAUCCUCAGUGAAGUCCAAAGACUCACGGAGAAGAGAGACGUGAAAGUGCACACCGUCUCCCUGAACUGCUCAGACAGGACAGCGGUUAGCUUCUUGAGAGAUCUGGCCUCUCUUACUGGGGGCCGCUAUCACUGCCCUGUCGGUGAGGACUCGCUUUUCAAAAUGCAGGGCCUGCUGACCAGGGGCUUCAUCAACGAAAGGGACCCCAUGCUGCCACUAUUUGAAGGAGAUGAUUUAAGGAGAUUGGCCCAGGAGAUCACCAAGGCCAGAAGCUUCCUCUGGCAGGCCCAGUCCUUCAGGUCCCAACUCCAGAAGAAAAACAACACAGAACCGAAGGUCGCUCCGUUUUAGAAAAGUGUUCUCAGGGAUGGUGCGAUCCACCUGGGUCCCCAGUGCAAGGGAAAGGACAGCGCUGAAGAAUCACCUAUUAAGUGUGGAAUGAUGGCCUUGGAGAAUGGCUAACCCAGAGGCCGUCUAUGCGGGCAGGACCCGGACCAGCACGCAGGACCUUCGCGCCCUUUUCCCACUAGCAUCGUGGCCCAUUUCACCUUCGACCGGCCUCAGUUUCCCCUCUGGGAGAGC